This is a messenger RNA of Grosmannia clavigera kw1407, 1656 nucleotides long. Its product is annotated as major facilitator superfamily transporter monosaccharide. Gene Ontology annotation, cellular component: plasma membrane. Lineage: Eukaryota; Fungi; Ascomycota; Sordariomycetes; Ophiostomatales; Ophiostomataceae. Gene Ontology annotation, molecular function: carbohydrate:proton symporter activity. Gene Ontology annotation, biological process: transmembrane transport; carbohydrate transport. The coding region runs from base 1 to 1656 and encodes 551 amino acids. The record is from RefSeq and is a predicted model, not a curated record. The transcript is spliced from 2 exons.
AUGGCGUCUAAAGGAUUAGGAACGGUCUACUUUGACCAGUACCGUACCGAGGAGUCAGACAAGGCCGUCGAGGGUGCCGCAGGCCCCCCGAUCGACUAUUCCCCCCUGAAGCGAUUCACCAACCGGUCUCUCGUAAUGGGUGCCCUGGUGUCGAUGGGCGGUAUGAUCUUUGGCUACGAUACCGGACAGAUCUCCGGGUUCAUGCAAAUGCCCGACUUCAUGCACCGCUUCGGGCAGCAACACUCCAAUGGCGACUACUACUUCAGCAACGUCCGGUCUGGUCUCAUCGUCGGCCUGCUUUCGAUCGGCACGCUCUUCGGAGCCCUGAUCGCGGCGCCCAUUGCCGACAAGGUCGGCCGUCGGCCGUCCAUCUCGGCCUGGUGUGGCGUCACCGCCGUCGGCUUCGUCAUCCAGAUCGCCUCGAUCAACAAGUGGUACCAGAUCAUGAUCGGCCGUUUUGUUGCCGGUUGGGGUGUCGGUGCCCUCAGUCUGCUCGUGCCCAUGUACCAGAGCGAGAGCUCCCCGGCCUGGAUCCGCGGUGCCAUGGUCUCGACAUACCAGCUGUUCAUCACGUUUGGCAUCUUCCUUGCCGCCUGCUUCAACUAUGGCACCGUGACCCACCAGCCCAACAACUCCGCAUCUUGGCGCACCAUCAUCGGCCUUGGCUGGCUCUGGACCAUCAUCCUCGGUGUCGGUAUCCUGUUCCUGCCCGAGACCCCCCGGUUUGAGUUCCGUCAAGGCAACGUCCAGAGCGCGACCGAUUCGCUCUGCAGAAUGUACGGCGCCAGCCCCAACCACUACGCCAUCCGCAACCAGAUUGAGGAGAUCGAGACCAAGCUCAAGGCGGAGAACCACAGCAACGACGGCCGCAUCCGCACCUUCUGCAGGAUGUUCAGCGCACCGCGCAUGGCCUACCGCAUCUUCAUCGGUGUCUCCAUCCAGGCACUGCAGCAGCUGACGGGCGCCAACUACUUCUUCUACUACGGCACCACCAUCUUCGAGUCCGUCAACAUCGACUCGUACGUCACGCAGAUCAUCCUGAACACCAUCAACUUUGCCGUCACCUUUAUCGGCCUGUGGAUGAUCGAGCACUUUGGUCGUCGCAAGUCGCUUAUGACUGGUUCCAUCUGGAUGUUCAUCUGCUUCCUGAUCUUCGCCUCAGUCGGCCACUUCUCCCUAGACCGUGCCGAUCCCAAGAGCACGCGCUCGGCCGGCAUCGCCCUGAUCGUCUUUGCCUGCUUCUUCAUUCUCGGCUUUGCCACCACCUGGGGCCCCAUGAUCUGGACCAUCAUGGCUGAGAUCUACCCGUCCGAGUACCGUGCCUCGGCCAUGUCGCUCGCCACUGCCAGCAACUGGAUCUGGAACUUCCUGAUCGCCUUCUUCACCCCCUUCAUCACGGGAGCCAUCGACUUCCGCUACGGCUACGUCUUUGCCGGCUGCAACGUGCUCGGCUUCCUCAUGGUCUACUUCUUCGUCGUCGAGGGCAAAGGCCGGACACUCGAGGAGAUCGACACCAUGUACCUGCAGGGUGUCCUUCCCUGGAAGAGUGCCGAGUGGAUCCCACCGACGGCCGACGAGAUGGAGCGCACCCGCAAGGAGUCCACAUCACAUCCGACCGCCACCAUGGGCGAGAACAUGAUUGUUGACAACGUCUAG